Molecule: messenger RNA, 4639 nt
Organism: Hibiscus syriacus
Lineage: Eukaryota; Viridiplantae; Streptophyta; Magnoliopsida; Malvales; Malvaceae
Product: probable serine/threonine protein kinase IREH1
Exons: 18
Coding region: 174-4088 (1304 amino acids)
Biological process (GO): intracellular signal transduction; peptidyl-serine phosphorylation
Molecular function (GO): protein serine/threonine kinase activity; ATP binding
Source: RefSeq, a predicted model, not a curated record
UCAAGCCUUUGAAAAAAUCCCAUUUCUUCAAUCUUUCCCUCUGUCUUUCAACAACAAAAACUUUUAGUUCAUUCAUACAAAAAUCUUUCUUUUUGAAGAAAAUAAAUGGUUGGUGUUGUUGGAAGAAUCAUUUAGCGGUGGCUUUCAUUCAUCGAUCCUUAUGCUGAACAAAAAUGGUGUUCAAAAACAAGCUCUUCUUUUCCUCUUCAAAGAAAUCGGAUUCCUCCAGUGCCGAUGGAUCGAACAGCCCUCGAUCUGCUUCCAAUUCCCCCAUCCGGUCCGACAAGAAGAAACCCAAAGCUUCUACUUCAAAGCUCGACUCCCAACACACCCCCAGUCCCCCUUCCACCUCCCUUUCCAGUCCCUUUGCUUGCAAGCAACCCCAAGUCAAAGAUGGACUUAGAAGCAAAGACCUCAAACCCAAACAACUCCAACCCCAAACCCCACCUUCUAAGCCCUCUUCUUCUGUUACUGCGUCCAAGAAGCCCGAUGUCAAGGACGGGGCCUCCUCUGAGUCGCCUCUUCUGGCCUCUUCCUUGGGGUUGAAUCGGAUUAAAACCCGCUCCGGCCCCUUGCCGCGGGAGACAUUUUUCAGUUUCCGAGGUGAGAAAAGUGCCGCGGCCUCUGUGCUCGGAGCCAGUAACUUGUCGAAGCCUGGAAGUUCACGUAUUGGUGGUGGCGGCGGCGGCAAUAGUACUUCCUCGAAAUCCGGGAAGAAAGACGGGUUGAACAAGAGGCUGGUGCCAGAGAGUUUGCCUGAUAAUGUGGGUAAUCGGAAUACUAUGUCUACUGGAAACGGUGGUGGUGGUGGUGGGUGGAACUCAAGAGAGCAGAGUCCCGGAGUACAAGGGAAGUCCCGGUUGCAAGACGGGGAAUCAUCUUCAGAAGCUGGGCGAAACGAGUCAUCAUUGGGCCACUCUGGAGGGUUAAAAAGUUCAGAUUUUCAUACACCAGAGACUUCACAUGAUUGUGAAAACCCAAAAGAAUCUGAAUCUCCCCGUUUUCAAGCUAUCCUUCGUGUUACAAGUGGUCCUCAGAAGAGGUUUCCUGCCGAUAUUAAGAGCUUUUCGCAUGAAUUGAAUUCCAAAGGCGUACGACCUUUUCCAUUUUGGAAACCUCGACGCUUAAACAACUUGGAGGAAGUCUUGGUUGUGAUUCGAGCAAAAUUUGACAAAGCAAAGGAGGAAGUGAACUCUGAUCUGGCUGUUUUUGCUGCAGAUUUGGUUGGAAUUCUAGAAAAAAUUGUCGACAGUCAUCCUGAGUGGCAGGAAACCAUUGAGGAUUUGCUGGUUUUGGCUCGAAGCUGUGCUAUGACACCACCCGGAGAGUUUUGGCUCCAGUGUGAAGGCAUUGUUCAGGAGUUAGACGAUAAGCGUCAAGAACUCCCUCCAUGCGUGCUAAAGCAGCUUUAUACCCGGAUGCUUUUCAUUCUCACAAGGUGUACUAGAUUGUUGCAGUUCCACAAAGAAAGUGGGUUGGCUGAGGAUGAAACUUUUAUACAACUUCGCCAAUCUAGAGUCCUGCAUCCUGUAGAUAAGAAAAGUUUUUCAGGCGUGCUAAGAGAAGCAAAAGGUUUGAGUUCAUCAAAGGCAUCAAAAGCAGCCUCAUCGAAGAAAUCUUAUAGUCAGGAGCAACAUACUUUGGAUAGGAGUAAGGAACAUGUUGGCCUGCCUGGAGGUUUUGUUGCUCCCAUUGAUGACACUCCAAAGAACUUGGAAUCUCCUGCAAGCAGAGACAGGAUAGCUUCUUGGAAGAAACUCCCAACUCCAGUCAGAAAAGGUCCAAAGGAAGCUAGUCAAGCUAUUGUUAUCAAGGAGCAGAAUAGUAGUAUGAUUGAAACUUUGAAAAGAACAGGAGCCUCCGAUGUAGACAUGGCUUCUGUUAAACUUCAGGGGCUUCCUGCUGCAAAAGAAUCUCAAGGGCAGUCUUCUAAGCAUCAACACAAAGCUUCUUGGGGUUAUUGGGGAGAUCAACCUAAUGUUUCUGAAGAAAGUUCUAUAAUAUGCCGCAUUUGUGAGGAGGAGGUUCCCACCUCAAAUGUGGAAGAUCACUCAAGAAUAUGUGCAGUUGCUGAUCGAUGUGAUCAGCAUGGUUUAAGUGUUGAUGAACGUCUUGUAAGAAUUGCUGAAACACUUGAGAAGAUGGCAGAUUCCUUUGCUAAUAAGGAUAUCCAACACUUAGGGAGCCCAGAUGUUACAAAAGCAUCAAAUUCAAGUGUAACUGAAGAAUCCGAUGUUCUAUCUCCUAAACUAAGUGAUUGGUCAAGGAGAGGUUCAGAAGAUAUGCUUGAUUGUUUCCCUGAAGCUGAUAAUUCAGUUUUUAUGGAUGACCUUAAGGGUUUGCCUUCCAUGUCAUGUAGAACUCGCUUUGGUCAGAAGUCUGAUCAAGGAAUGACAACAUCAUCUGCCGGAAGCAUGACUCCUAGAUCUCCUAUAGUGACACCAAGAACUAGUCCAAUAGACUUGUUAUUGUCUGGCAGGGGUGCUUUCUCUGAGCAAGAGGAUCUUCCACAGAUGAAUGAACUUGCUGAUAUUGCCAGAUGUGUAGCAAAUACGCCAUUGGUUGAUGAUCGUUCCAUGCCAUAUUUGCUAUCUUGUCUUGAAGACUUGAGACUCGUCAUAGACCGCAGGAAAUUCGAUGCACUUACGGUAGAAAUAUUUGGGGCACGCAUUGAGAAACUGAUAAGGGAGAAGUACUUGCAGCUUUGUGAGCUAGUCAACGAUGAAAAGGUUGAUAUAACAAGUACCAUUAUUGAUGAGGAUGUUCCUUUAGAGGAUGAUGUGGUUCGUAGUUUGAGAACUAGCCCUGUUCAUUCAUUUAAGGACCGUACCUCCAUAGAUGACUUUGAGAUAAUAAAACCAAUUAGUCGUGGAGCAUUUGGACGCGUUUUCUUAGCUAAAAAGAGAACAACGGGGGAUCUUUUUGCUAUUAAGGUUCUAAAGAAAGCAGAUAUGAUUCGUAAGAAUGCAGUUGAAAGUAUAUUAGCUGAGCGCGAUAUUUUGAUUUCAGUCCGCAACCCAUUUGUGGUUCGAUUUUUCUAUUCAUUUACUUGCCGUGAGAAUUUGUAUCUUGUGAUGGAAUAUCUAAAUGGAGGAGAUCUAUAUUCAUUGUUGAGAAAUUUAGGUUGCUUGGAUGAAGAGGUUGCUCGUGUAUACAUAGCAGAAGUAGUGCUUGCCUUGGAGUAUUUACAUUCUCUGCAUGUGGUUCAUCGAGAUUUGAAGCCUGAUAAUUUGUUGAUUGCACAUGAUGGUCAUAUCAAGUUGACAGAUUUUGGGCUUUCAAAGGUUGGUCUCAUCAACAGCACUGAUGAUUUAUCUGGUCCAGCAGUUAGUGGUACAUCUCUACUCGAUGACGAGCAGCCUCAGUUAUCUGCAUCUGAGCACCAGCAAGAAAGGCGGAAGAAACGGUCUGCUGUUGGUACACCUGACUAUUUGGCACCAGAGAUCCUUUUGGGAACAGGACAUGGUGCAACUGCGGAUUGGUGGUCUGUAGGUGUCAUUUUAUUUGAACUGAUUGUUGGGAUUCCACCCUUCAAUGCAGAACAUCCACAAACAAUAUUUGAUAAUAUUCUCAACCGCAACAUACCUUGGCCAAGUGUGCCAGAUGAAAUGAGCCUAGAAGCACAUGAUCUAAUUGAUCGACUGUUGACGGAAGAUCCCAAUCAGAGACUUGGAGCCAGAGGAGCAUCAGAGGUGAAGCAGCAUGCAUUUUUCAAAGAUAUCAAUUGGGACACACUUGCAAGGCAAAAGGCAGCCUUUGUUCCCAGUUCAGAGAGUGCACUCGAUACUAGUUACUUUACUAGUCGCUACUCGUGGAAUCCUUCUGAUGACCAUGCAUAUCCCGGUAGUGAUCUCGAUGACUCCAGCGAUGCUGACAGUUUAAGUGGCAGCAGUGGCUACCUGAGCAACCGCCAGGAUGAAGUGCAGGGAGAUGAAUGUGGAGGUCUGGCUGAAUUUGAGUCCAGUUCACCCUUGAACUAUUCUUUCAGUAAUUUCUCAUUUAAGAAUCUGUCCCAGCUCGCGUCUAUUAAUUAUGACCUGCUUUCUAAAGGUUGGAAGGAUGAUCCUCCGGCAAAUUCGAAUGCAUAGGGUGCUCCUCUUCUUAGUGAGAGCUCCGUUUUAUUUUUUUCACAUUAGAUUGACGUGGUAUCAUUUAAGGAGCCUCGUCAUCGGUGCUGUUUGUGAAGACUGUACAUAGAUGGAAGAAAACUUGGGAUUGUAACCGUUUUGGGAUGUGCUGUUUUCGUAGGUAAACGACUGGUACUCGGAUUUCGACUCCGAUAACCUUGAUGAGCCAUAAUUUUACAUGCUGCAAUGGCGGUAUGAUCUUUUGGCUGAUGGUGUGACUUGUGAUCUCUCUCUAUACUCGUCAGUGUUGUGAAAACACAGCCUCUAUGUUCCAUUCAAAAGGGCUUCUUGAUAAGUUGUAGUUUUGGCAUUGUAUGGUGGUAAAUGUCAGUUCUAAGCAUAUAUUGAGAUGGCCCCAAAUAUAUCAUAUGAAUUUUUAGGCCCCUAAAAGUAGUAGUCCAUGCCAUUAUCACAUUAUGUGUAAAAUAAUUUCUUAUACCAAAAAGUGAAGUUUUUCUCAUGUGAUAGAAUUGAAUGAGAUUUUUUUUUAUGAUAAAUUAUUUUAUUUUUCA